ACCAUGAGAAUGGGAACAAAGCUGAGAAGUUGACACAGAAGAAGAGGCAGACAAGGGGAGAAGAUGGAGACCCAAUCCGAUGGAAGCGACGAUAUCGCAUCCCUUAUAGAGAUGCGCCAACAACUCGAAGCUCGCAUUGGAACCCGACGCCUAGCUCAGCAAGAACUCAUCGCUUCUCUACAAACUCUCGCUCCCGACCUCGUUUCUUCUCUUGAUCUUUCUCUCAAGGUAGUCUCUGCCUUCAAUGGCCGCCAAUACACUCCAACCCCAAUCCCUAAACCCAAACCGAGCCCUAACCUUAACCCUAUCCCUAAGACAUCCCCGGAGAACAAUCGCCCCAUCACGCCUGAGACCCGCCCUCGUUAUCGGUCGUCCGUCGAGCCCAAAACAACCGACCCCAAGAAUCAUGCUCCUGCUCCCUCCCCUGAAGCUGCUUCGACCGUAUGUCGGUCGGAUGGCGAGAAAAUGGCCGUUGACAGCAAUGGAAGCCCGCUGUCCGUCGUUCGUUCUAUGGUUGCGGUUUGCCUAUUGGAACGGGUACCCUUUACGCCCAUAGAUUCUUCUGCGGUGGUCAGGAAGCUAGAGAACGACCAGUCGGCAACCCCGGCUGAGAAGUCCGCUUUGUUUGAACUGGGUGGUGAAUCUGGUUCCAUACUGGCGGUUGAAAUGGCUUUGAGGUCGAUCGCCGACGAUAAUGGCGGUGUUGAAUUGGAGGAGUUCGUCGUUAGCGGGAAAACGAGGGUUUUCGUUUUGGAAAUUGACCGGAGCCGUCUUGUCAAGGAGUUGCCAGAAAGUUCUCAGCAGCAGCAACUGGAAUUGAGUUCCGGUGAUGGUAAUCAAAUUCAAGCGCCGGGGACAGGUGGAGCUGAUAGGAAUGGUGCGGUUUUUGGGAUGGGAGGAGCAAUGCCUAGGCCAAUGCCGGAUAUGUGGCUUGGACCUGCCGAACCCCAUCUAUCUGGAUUUCCGCCUGUGUUUCCGGCUGCCGGGUCUCCGAUGAUGGGGCCAAGGGGCGGGCCUAGAUUGGGGAUGAUGGGACUCCCCAGGGGGUUGGGUGUUCCUCCCCUCCACAGACCACCUUCGGGGAGCCCAAAUUCUGCCCCUUUGAAGCUGAGAACAGAAGAGGAGGACAUGAAGGAUCUUGAGGCGUUGUUGAAUAAAAAAUCCUUCAAGGAAUUGCAGAAGUCGAAGACGGGAGAGGAGCUUUUGGACCUCAUACACCGUCCCACUGCCAAGGAAACAGCCGUCGCGGCCAAGUUCAAAACCAAAGGUGGUUCUCAACUAAAGGAGUACUGCUCUGCUUUGACAAAAGAAGAUUGCCGGCGUCAGUCUUCAUCUUACAUGGCAUGUGAGAAGGUUCAUUUUCGGCGCAUCAUCGCUCUACAUACUGAUACCAAUUUAGGGGAUUGCUCAUUUCUGGAUACUUGCCGUCACAUGAAGACAUGCAAGUAUGUUCACUAUGAACUUGACCCAACACCAGAUAUGCCAGCCAUGAUGAUGGGGACUAAUGCUCUUCCACCUCCCAAACCAUUAAAGCCUCAACGGGCUGAAUAUUGUUCAGAGGUAGAGCUUGGCGAGCCACAAUGGAUUAAUUGUGACAUCCGUAAUUUUAGAAUGGACAUCUUGGGGCAGUUUGGAGUUAUCAUGGCAGAUCCCCCAUGGGAUAUUCAUAUGGAGUUGCCCUAUGGAACGAUGGCUGAUGAUGAAAUGCGCAAUCUCAAUGUGCCUGCCCUUCAGACAGAUGGUUUGAUUUUUCUAUGGGUCACUGGUCGUGCAAUGGAGCUUGGACGAGAGUGUUUGGAACUCUGGGGAUACAAGCGUGUGGAGGAGAUCAUUUGGGUGAAAACCAAUCAACUUCAGCGAAUUAUCAGAACAGGACGUACAGGACAUUGGCUCAAUCACAGUAAGGAACAUUGUCUUGUUGGCAUAAAGGGGGAUCCAGAAGUAAACCGGAAUAUUGAUACGGAUGUCAUUGUUGCGGAGGUUCGAGAGACGAGCCGUAAACCAGAUGAGAUGUACCCUAUGCUUGAGAGGAUAAGUCCAAGGACAAGAAAGCUGGAAUUGUUUGCACGAAUGCACAACACACAUGCAGGGUGGAUGUCUCUUGGUAAUCAAUUGAGUGGAGUUCGGUUGGUUGAUGAAGGGCUCCGAGCAAGGUUUAAGGCUGCUUACCCAGAUGUGGAGGUGCAACCAGCAUCCCCUCCUAGGAGUUCUGCAAUGGAAUUAGACUCGACUACUAGUCAAUUGAGGAGCCCAUUUGCAGGAGUGGAAUCAAGGUCCACACUUCGAUAUGCAGAGCCCUCUGGCCCAGAAGCCUUUACCUCUGGAGAGAAGUCAAUGUCCACGGAUGUUUGCAUGGUUGGUUUAAUUUAAUGCAUGGUGUUGUUAUUACCUCAUGAUCACCUCAUGAUCUUUUUUUCUUCCUGAAGUUGUGAAUCGAUGGUCAUUUUUCUUCCCUAGGUUAUACCUCUGCAACUCCUAAUAUCUUAACAGCAUCAAGAGUUCUCAGUCUCACUUUCUAUCUUUAUGUAAUGUUCUUACCCAAAAAAAAAAAAAAUAUGGUAGAUGUAAUGUUGAGAUCCA
Macadamia integrifolia is the source of this 2580-nucleotide messenger RNA. Its product is annotated as N6-adenosine-methyltransferase MT-A70-like. The record is from RefSeq and is a predicted model, not a curated record. Bases 64 to 2370 code for a protein of 768 amino acids. Gene Ontology annotation, cellular component: RNA N6-methyladenosine methyltransferase complex. NCBI's taxonomy places the organism in Eukaryota, Viridiplantae, Streptophyta, Magnoliopsida, Proteales, Proteaceae. The transcript has 7 exons.